ACCAAAAGGAAAAUUCCGCAGUCUUUUUCUCUGCUUCAAUUUCUUAUCAAACUCCGAACGAAUAAUUGCAAUUUGUGAAUAAAAAAUUCCUUUCUUCCUCCCAACCUACCAAUAAUUUGGAACAAAAAAGCAUACUCCUAACAAUCGGAAUAUUUUUCAAUUUUGUCGGCGGACGAUGGAUAUUGAUCCUCGGCAAUACGAAGAUAUUGCUGUCAAUGACAAUGAUGUUCACAGCAUUGUCAUGUCAUAUCUCGCGCAUAGCUGCUUCACAGACACAUUGGAAUCAUUUACUACCUCCACGGGCGUGAAGCAGACUGCGAAUCUGGAGGAUAUGGAGAAGAGAAAAAGGAUUUAUCAUUUGGCAUUAGAGGGGAGUGUUUUGAAGGCCAUUGAACUUACAGAGCAGUUCGCUCCUGACUUACUAGAGAAAAAUAAGGAUCUGCAUUUUGAUUUGUUGAGCCUUCAUUUCGUUGGACUUGUCUGCUCAAGAAAAUGCACAGAAGCUCUGGAAUUUGCGCAGGCGAAGUUGGCUCCUUUUGGGAAGGUACAGAAAUAUGUUGAAAAACUUGAGGACUUCAUGGCUUUAUUAGCUUAUAACGAGCCAGAAAAGUCACCCAUGUUUCAUCUAUUAAGCUUGGAGUACAGGCAGCAAGUUGCCGAUAGUUUGAAUAGAGCAAUGCUUGCGAAUUCAAACCUCCCCAGCUAUUCUGCGGUUGAAAGGUUGAUGCAGCAAACAACUGUCGUAAGGCAAUGCUUAAGCCAAGAAUCCAGUAAGGAAGGGUAUCCAGCAUUUGCUUUGAAAGACUUUUUGAAGAGCUAGAGCCUAGGUGAGCCAAUUUAGGGACAUGUUUCCUGCACUCGGAGUAGCAAUUCUGCACCUUGAAGUCGUUUGGCAGCUAGAUUUGCAUUGCCUACUUUCCGAAAGCAAAAAAAUGGCAUGGCUGAUCAUGGGUUCUAUGACGUUUUUAAGACCUCACGAAUUAGCCUUUAGGCAACUUGUGGGAGUAUUAAGUUUUACUGAAUACCACAAUAGCACUUGUGGCGAUUUGUUUAUACUUAAAAUGUCAUAAGUGAAUAUGUUAGUCAAAUGCUUUGUUUAAAUGAAAAUUCUUAAGCGUUCCAUAUGAGAA
Solanum verrucosum is the source of this 1130-nucleotide messenger RNA. RefSeq lists its product as uncharacterized. The transcript has 7 exons. The coding region runs from base 176 to 820 and encodes 214 amino acids. Gene Ontology annotation, molecular function: protein binding. The record is from RefSeq and is a predicted model, not a curated record. NCBI's taxonomy places the organism in Eukaryota, Viridiplantae, Streptophyta, Magnoliopsida, Solanales, Solanaceae. Gene Ontology annotation, cellular component: cytoplasm. Gene Ontology annotation, biological process: cytoskeleton organization; cell surface receptor signaling pathway.